Molecule: messenger RNA, 615 nt
Organism: Lottia gigantea (owl limpet)
Lineage: Eukaryota; Metazoa; Mollusca; Gastropoda; Lottiidae
Exons: 5
Source: RefSeq, a predicted model, not a curated record
UGUUGUGGAGAGAGUUCAUAUAAUAUCUCAACACAUACAUGCUGUCCUAAUGACCGUACCAUUAUUCCUAAAGAUCCUGAUUUUACUUGCUGUGGAACUGGUAAAAUACAUUACGAUCCAACAAAUUUUAUCUGUUGUAAUAACCAAUUGACUCCAUUUAUUGACGGAACUAGGCCAGCUUGUUGUGGAUUUUCUACAAUUGAUGAAAACAAACAGAAAUGUUGUAAAGAAAAUACUAUUGAAUUCCCAACAGAUGAGGGCAUUCAUUUAGGCUGUUGUGGAGAAGGUUCCUUUAAUCCAAUGAAUGAAUUGUGUUGUAAUAAGCAUGUAGUUCCGAAAGUGGGUCUGGCUGAUGCAUGUUGUGGUAUCAACCCUUACAAUCCUGGCAUCAAAGGUUGUUGUCAUCAUACUGUAUACAACAAGACAACAGACAAGUAUGAACCUUGUGGUAGUACUUUAAUCAAGACAAAGAAUGAAAUAUGCUGUUGGGGAGCCAGCCACCUGCGAGGAAAUGAUACUGAAUGCUGUGGGGUUAACACCUUUAAUAAAAAGAAGGAAAUAUGCUGUGGGUCUCAAGCAUACAAUAUUGAUCAAAAUAAAGGAAGGUAUGUAUAA